AUGGACUCUUUUAAACUAGAAAGACAGCCAGGGAGAGAAAAUUGAACUGUUUCUGAUUAUCAUUCUUUCCCUUUGAGAUUAUCAAAUGGCAGCUACCGCAAUGACGGCUCUCCCUCAGUUCAGUGGGCUAAGACCCAAAAUUUCUGCAGCUCCGGCUAGGAGCCUGGCCGCGGUUCAGCCAAUGAGGCGCAAGGGAAAGGGUGCUCUAGGUGUUCGCUGUGAUUUCAUUGGAUCUCCCACAAAUUUGAUAAUGGUGACAACAACAACCCUGAUGCUGUUUGCUGGGAGAUUUGGGUUGGCUCCAUCAGCAAACAGGAAGGCUACUGCUGGACUGAAGCUUGAAGUAAGGGACUCUGGCUUGCAGACUGGUGAUCCAGCUGGUUUUACUCUUGCAGAUACUUUGGCUUGUGGCUCUGUUGGCCACAUUAUUGGCGUUGGGGUCGUUCUUGGCCUUAAGAACAUUGGUGCUCUGUAAAAAAAAACAAAGAAUUAAGCAAUUUGUGUUGAUACUUUUCGGCCGUUUCUAUAUAUUUGCACCGAACGUGCAUUUGUACCAAUUUGCUCAUCUCUUCUUAAGGCCUUAAACCAUAUAAUCUAAUUUCGUUUUAGUACUGAU
Molecule: messenger RNA, 616 nt
Organism: Durio zibethinus
Lineage: Eukaryota; Viridiplantae; Streptophyta; Magnoliopsida; Malvales; Malvaceae
Product: photosystem I reaction center subunit psaK, chloroplastic
Biological process (GO): photosynthesis
Cellular component (GO): photosystem I; membrane
Source: RefSeq, a predicted model, not a curated record